Molecule: messenger RNA, 1553 nt
Organism: Serinus canaria (Common canary)
Lineage: Eukaryota; Metazoa; Chordata; Aves; Passeriformes; Fringillidae
Product: transcription activator BRG1-like
Exons: 5
Coding region: 154-708 (184 amino acids)
Biological process (GO): positive regulation of transcription by RNA polymerase II
Cellular component (GO): nucleus
Molecular function (GO): ATP-dependent chromatin remodeler activity; ATP binding; transcription factor binding
Source: RefSeq, a predicted model, not a curated record
CCUUCUCGGUUGGAAUUGUCCCCUCAGGGCUCUCCGGCGGCGCGCCGCGCCUUCGUCCCGCAGCUGCGCAGCGGCAAAUUCAACGUCCUGCUGACCACCUACGAGUACAUCAUCAAGGACAAGCACAUCCUGGCCAAGAUCCGUUGGAAGUACAUGAUCGUUGACGAAGGCCACCGCAUGAAGAACCACCACUGCAAGCUCACCCAGGUCCUCAACACCCACUACGUGGCCCCGCGGCGUCUUCUCCUCACCGGGACCCCCCUCCAGAACAAACUCCCCGAGCUCUGGGCCCUCCUCAACUUCCUCCUGCCCACCAUCUUCAAGAGCUGCAGCACCUUCGAGCAGUGGUUCAACGCGCCCUUCGCCAUGACCGGCGAGAAGGUGGACCUGAACGAGGAGGAGACCAUCCUCAUCAUCCGCCGUCUCCACAAGGUGCUCCGGCCCUUCCUGCUGCGACGCCUCAAGAAGGAGGUGGAGGCUCAGCUCCCAGAGAAGGUGGAGUACGUCAUCAAGUGCGACAUGUCGGCGCUGCAGCGCGUCCUGUACCGGCACAUGCAGGCCAAGGGCGUCCUCCUCACCGACGGCUCCGAGAAGGACAAGAAGGGCAAAGGAGGCACCAAGACCUUGAUGAACACCAUCAUGCAGCUGCGCAAGAUCUGCAACCACCCCUACAUGUUCCAGCACAUCGAGGUGGGGCCGGGGACCUGAACCCCAAAAAAGGCAAAAACCACAAAGGGUUAAAGCCAGGAGAGCCAGGGAUGGACCUAAACCAGGAUUAACCCAACAGGGUUAAACCCAUCAGGGUUAAACCCAACAGGGUUAAACCCAGGAGAGCCAGGGAUGGACCUAAACCAGGAUUAACCCAUCAGGGUUAAACCCAUCAGGGUUAAAUCAACAGGGUUAAAUCCAGGAGAGCCAGGGAUGGACCUAAACCAGGAUAAACCCCAAAGGGUUAAACCCAGCAUAGCCAGGGAUGGACCUAAACCAGGAUAAACCCAACAGGGUUAAACCCAUCAGGGUUAAACUCAACAGGGUUAAACCCAGGAGAGCCAGGGAUGGACCUAAACCAGGAUUAACCCAACAGGGUUAAACCCAACAGGGUUAAACCCAACAGGGUUAAACCCAGGAGAGCCAGGGAUGGACCUAAACCAGAAUUAACCCCAAAGGGUUAAAGCCAGCAGAGCCAGGGAUGGACCUAAACCAGAAUUAACCCCAAAGUGUUAAACCCAACAGGGUUAAGCUCAACAGGGUUAAGCCCAACAGGAUUAAACCCAACUGGGUUAAACCCAUGAGAGCCAGGGAUGGACCAAAAAAAGGGAUAAACCCAACAGGGUUAAACCCAACAGGGUUAAACCAAAACUAGGGAUAAACCAAAUAGGGUUAAACCCAUGAGAGCCAGGGAUGGACCAAAACCAGGAUAAACCCAACAGGGUUAAACUUUAAACUCAAAAGGGUUAAGCCCAGGAGAGCCAGGGCUGAAUAAAAAAGGGAUAAACCCAACAGGGUUAAACCCAACAGGGUUAAACCCAACAGGGAUAAACCCAACAGGGUUA